Messenger RNA from Coregonus sp. 'balchen', 5639 nucleotides. NCBI's taxonomy places the organism in Eukaryota, Metazoa, Chordata, Actinopteri, Salmoniformes, Salmonidae. The record is from the annotation of a GenBank genome assembly.
UCCUUAUGCAGGAAGAGCUUCAGUGUAUGAUAUGCACAGAGAAAGGGUUACUAGACUGUUGUGUAUUUGACAGUGCUGAGUUCUCUUUAGGUUCCUCAGUAUCGACUGCUCCAGUGAAAAGGUCCAGUUCCUGACCAGACUGUCUGCAUUUAUUCAGUAAUUCUACAUGGUUGUUUGGCAAGGCAAGUAUAAAGCAGAGAAGCAGAGGUUGUAUAAAGCAGAGACAGACUGGGACCCAGGAAGAAGUCACCAGAUAUUCACUAUGGAGAGAAGGUCCUUGAAGGAGAUAAAGUUUCUGAAGGAGAGGAUGGGGGCGCAGCUGAAGGAGCUAAACCUGAACCCUAAAACACGAGAAAACACGAAAAAAGCAGUGAAGGGAUUCACAGACUUUAUACAGAACAAGGAGACGGAGGAGACAGACAACAGCUACGAUAACAAAGAGAUGUGUGAGUACCAGGUUUGUGUGUGUGCUUACGCAUGCGUGUGUGUGGGCACGUACAUGUAAAUGGAUGAGUGACUGAAAGCCUGUUUAGAUCAUUUGAGUAAACACUGACAACUAAGGUGGUAGGUUAAGGUCAAAAUCAAAAGUAAGAAUUAUAGCCUGAGGCAACAGAGCCUGGCAAUUGCCCUGUUUGACAGGAUUGUAAAGUGUGUUCUUGUAAUUAUGGUAUCACAUGUUAAGAAACAUUUUGUGAAUAUUCAAUGCUAGCAAAUUCUUAUAUAGACCAAAGCAAGCAAUGAAUAUCCUUAUCCUCUUGAUUAUAAUGACCAAGCAUGGAAUCUGUUUUGAUAAUAUACUGUAGAAAUGAUGAUUGCUCAUGACCAAACCCCUGAUCAUUCCUAUGGUUGAAUCCAUGUUGGAAAACCUUUCUAAGGUGUGUUAGGCAUACCCUAUAUGCUCUUUGCACACUGGGUGUUCACAUCCAGUCAAAUCAUUACCCAUGACAGAUAAAUGCUCUACAAACACAGCAAAGAGCUGUGUUUGUAUAGGGCACACACACAGACACACACACACACACACACAACUCAUUCCACCCUCAUAUUAUUCAAAGUAACUCCAAUUUCACACGCUCUGAAGAAAAACAUUUUCUCUGAAGAAAAACAUGCAUAUUGAUGUCUUAUUGUGAAGCACCUUGUGUGUCUGUUGUGUGUUUGUAGUGUUGGCGCUAGAGAAGGAGUACAUUGACGCAGCAAAAAUAAAUGAUGUACAGACCAUGAAGCUUCUGGGGAGGGCGGUCAAUGUCGACGCAAAGAACUUGGUGAGUCAGUCCUCAUAUCCAUGGAACACCAAAGGUCAAAUAGGGGGUGCUUAUAUUUGUCCUGUUUCACCCAUGUGUGUAGUAUGAAAUGGAAAUGUGUUUUUUGCAUAUCCCCCUGAGAGUGGGGUCACAGCCAGGGAUCAGCCAUUAGUGACCAUGGAGCAAUUAGGAUUAAGUCCCUUGCUCAAGGGCAGAUCAACAGACUUUUGACCUAGUCGGCUCAGGGAUUCGAACUAGCAAAAUUGUUGUUACUGGCCCAACACUCUAACCGCUAGGCUACAUGCAGCUAGCCACACUGCAGUUAAUAUAACCAUAUAUUCUGUUCUGUGUCACUUGUUUGAAUAACUUGUCCCAUGCAUUGAUCUCAGCAUGAUCGUACUGCCCUGCACUAUGCAGUAGCUGGAAAAAACAUAGAGGCCGUCCAAGUCAUUCUACAGCGCAGAGCAAAUCUCAAUCAAGCGGACAAGGUAGGAAGACAACACUUUUUCAUUGUUACUGAUGGUGAAAUUUUAAGCUUGUCCUCUUCAACAAACAAUCAGACAUGUGAAGAGAUUGGCCAUGGUUUGUGAAAAUGAAACAGCUCCACUCUCUCUAUAUAUCUUUCUCUCUCCCCCUAUUUCUUCCAUACAUACUCACAUAGCAUGGAGUGACAGCCAUCCACCUGGCUGCCUGGUUUGGGAGUGUACCCAUCCUGAAGUUGCUUGUGCAGGGUGGUGCUGACCCAGGUGUUCAGAAUGUGGUAGGGAGCCUCUGUUAAAAACAUUCUCUUUGAAUCCAGAAGGCCUUGAAUGUGUCUCAGAAAUCCCUUUCCUUGUCCCGCUGGUCAGACCUAAGUUGUUCUCUGACAUCUCAGACAUCUGGGAUGUCAAUUACAAUAAACAACCAUCGAGCCAAUUUCUACAUAGCCAAUGGAGAAUCCAAUAUGUCAAAUUGUCUUGAGGUGUCAUGUAUGGAGAUGGUGAGUUGUAUUAUCUGUUCUCAGGUGGGAAUGAACAUCCUGCACUGUGCUGCUAUCAACAACCACACCGACAUAGUGACGUUCAUUAUCUACGACUUGAUGAUGAAAGAGCUGGACAAAGAGGACCUGGUAACUACAUAGACAUACAGUAUCAGUAACCAUUACAUCCAUUUCAAAUGUUGGUUGGGCUGCCUUUGUUCAGUAAGCUGACCUUUUUUCAUCCUCUCCUCUUCUCUUCCUCCGCCUUCUCUCUUUCUCAGUCUGGACACAGGGCGUUUGCGUUGGCAGCAGAGCAUGGCUCUGUAGAGAUGCUGCAGAUGUUGAUGGAGGAGGCAUACAAUAUGGCCACCAUGGAGGAAGACCAGGUGUGUGUGUAGGAGGCUGUAUGACUGUUCCACUGUUUCUCUAUCUCCCCUUCCCGUUUACUGUGUUUCUCUCCUUUCCUCCCAACCUCCUGCUUUUCCUCUUUCUCUAAAUGCUAGAAUGGGGACACACCUCUGCACUUGGCUGCCAGCAAUGGCCAUUUGGACACCGUUCAGCUACUGUUGAAGAGCUUUGAUACCCGUGAUGAAGUCAAUAUGGUAGAGUCCCACUGGAAACACUGUCUGAAGCUGUUUGAUUGCCAGCAUGUGUGACUGUGUUUGCUCAAUGACUCCACCAUACUGUAGCUGCUUUAGGUCAAUAGCUGAUCAAUGAGUGAUGUAUCUGGGGCAGGUUGGGGAGACAGCUCUGUACCUGGCUGCUGACGCUGCCCAUGAGGACUGUGUCCAGGCUCUGUUGGAGGCAGGCUGUGACCUAAACAUUGUCACCAUGGUACGCCAGCAAACCACACCAACCUCACACUCCAACCAGUCAUUAAAAUGGACACCACUAGGCAUAGUUACUAAAUCAUUAAAGGAAGGAUCCCUCCAGACCCAGUUUGGAGGGGACCCCCCACCACACCACCACCACACACACACACACACCCACCAUUCAAUGGGAACCUCUCCACUCCUCUCUUAGAGCCAAGGCUCUGCUCUACACCCUGUCUCAGAGAAGGGCCACACGUCAUUGGUGAAACUCCUCAUAGAGAACUCGGCCCAGAUGGACUUACAAAACCAGGUGAGAGUGAGCAUAGAGAACUCGUACUAAGUCUUGGUCAACCAUGAAUACAGCCAACAUGUUAUCCUAGUAAUUACUCAGUAGUAAGUGACCUGACAUCAGAGAGUUUCUAUCUAAUGGUCCAUGUUGGUUGUGUCUCUGUUGGCAGCACCUCCAGGCUCCUCUCUACCUGGCAGUGAAGAACUGUCACAUCCCUGUCAUCCACACACUGCUGGAGGCUGGCUGCAACAUCAACAUCACUGAUCACGUAUGUACAACGCAUGUGCACUCAGUCCACAUCAAUGUUGUAAUCAUAACUAAUGCUAUUUUGAAAUCAUCAGUGCAUCCCAAAUGGCACCCUAUCCUCUGCUGAAUAGGGUGCAUUUGGGAUGCAACUAAUGAUUUAGAGACAUUGUAAUGGUUAUGGGUUUGAGUUUGGUAAUCUGACUCUAGAUCUGUGGUUAAGGGCAACUUGUACCUUGAGCUCCUGUCUGUCCUCCUUAGAGGUCCCAGACUGUCCUGCAUGUAGCAGCAGAGCUGGCCAGAGUGGACAUUGUUGACAUGCUUCUGAAAGCUGGGAUGGACCUGACCCUCCUUGACAAGGUGAAACAUGGACAACCACAACUAUGAUCUAAACCUGAAUUGGCUAAUUUGACCCCUCUCCUCUUCACUGCAACUUCCCACUCAGUAUUUUCUGCCUUGUUUUGAGCAGCAGGGUAAGACGGCACUGGGUGUGGCAGCCCGAGCAGACGAGGUCAUCAUCGUGGACAUGAUCAUCAAGGCAGAGAGAUAUUUCACAUGGAGGAGGGUAAUAAAGGACCAUAAUGGAAAUAAAUCACUUCAUUGUGUGUUUAUCUUAUAUAAUUGUGAAAGAAUAUAGACCGUGUACUGUUAUAUGUGAGUCCUCCCUAUAAGUGAUAUGGCUGUAUGUGUGUUUUUAAAUGAUCAAAUGCGGUACAUUCAAUCAAUCAAUGAGACUAAUACGUUGCGGUAGUGGAUGCACUGUCCAUGCACUGUCCAAUCCAUGCACUGUAGUGGAGCUGGAAAUCAAUGAUUACAUUCAUCACAGAUUAUUAAUUUCCUAUCACAACUCCAGAUGAAUCCCUGUAAUACCAUUAAUGCUGGCUGUGGAAAAAGGAUUUGUGCUGAAAUGCUUGACAACCAAUUUCAGUGUCAAUUUGAUUAUGUUUCUUCCAUCCCCAACCUUACCUGACAGUCAAAACAAGUGGCUCUGGCAUUCAAUAAGCAUGGGCCUGCGUGUGCUUGUCUCUGGACACUGUGCUCAGUGUGUGAAGCUUGUGUCCUUUCUCAGGAGGUGACUUAAUGUGAUUACCCUUCCAGGCCAACACUGAGCUUAAUGAGAACCUUCACAGCCAGUGUCCGCUGACGUUUAAAAUAGACCAUCGCGCGGAGAGCAAACAGGUCCGCGGUAAGGCCUGGCACCUGGCCUACCACCUGCUGGAGCCGGGUGACUGGAAGAGGCUGGCGCUGCACUGGAACUUCACUGAGCAGCAGGUGGCUGCCAUCGAGGUGCAGUGGACAGGUGACACAACACCGCUGGCUCAGUGUUGCCCAGGGGUUAAUUGUUCACAGGAAUAUCAGAAAAUAUGAGAACUCAUUAACUGAUUACAAAUACAACAUUUAAAUAUAUGGUAAGAGGGAUUCUGAUGUAUUUGUUCUGUAGUUACUUGGCAUUGUGUCCCAAAAACAAUCCACUUAACAAGGAAAGCUUUAACUACACUAACUUUAUUUGAUUAAUGUUUCCCUUAUUUUACCAGGUAAGUGGACACAUUCUCAUUUAGUCUGUUCACUGUUUGUGUGUAGGGAAGCGGAGCUACCAGGACCAUGGGAACAGGAUGCUGUUGAUCUGGCUCCAUGGGUCAGAGCUGGCCCAGAGGAAUCCAGCUAAAGAGCUCUACCAGGGCCUGCUUGCCAUAGGCAAAAAGACUAUAGCAGGUAUGGGGUGUCCAUGACCAUUACCCCAUAGAAAAAUAUUACAUUAAUGUUGAAGCCAUAACAGAGAAUUAUAGAUGGCUGUUUGGUUGUUUUGCAGAUAAAAUACGAAUGGACACAGAGGAAGGAGACAUUAAGAAAUGCAUCCUUUCAUAAAGGGUGUUGAAAGUGUCUACAUGUACGGACAGACGUUCAGUCAACGAGAUUCUAUAUUUUUCCAAAGGAGAGCAUUUGUGUGGUUAUUUUUCAAUGGAUCUGUAGUAGUACAGUACACAUUUCCAUUUAUAUCUAUUUAGUGAAUGGUUUAUUAUUCUGAGAACAUUUGCAAUUCAUGUUUUAUUCAUGUUCCAUCAAUUUACCGUAAAGGUUUAUAGUGCAGAUUUUGGCCA